UAAAGGGAGGCCCUAAUCACCCACCCCUGCCUGCAGUGUCCAGCAUUUUGUUGCACAGUCCUGAGUGCUUGUAGAAAUGGCCCCCAAGAAGAAGGAAGAGCCAAAGCCUGCUGCACCAGCGGCCCCUAAGCCCCAAGAACCGGAGCGCCCAAAGACUCCUGAAUUUGACCCAGCAACAGUAACGCUGGAAUUUACACCAGAACAACUUGAGGACUUCAAAGAUGCUUUCCAGCUGUUUGACCGAACACCAACCAGUGAGAUGAAAAUAACUUACGCGCAGUGUGGUGACCUGAUCAGGGCUUUGGGCCAGAAUCCCACCAAUGUGGAGAUCAUGUAUGUCCUUGGAAAGCCCAAAGCUGAAGAUAUGCAGACCAAGAUGCUUGACUUUGACCAGUUCCUUCCAAUUUACCAACACAUCUGCAAAGCCAAGGACCGUGGAACGUUUGAAGACUUUGUUGAGGGUUUGAGGGUGUUUGACAAGGAGGGAAAUGGUACAGUGAUGGGCGCUGAGCUCAGACACGUGCUGGCAACCCUUGGUGAGAAGAUGAGGGAGGAUGAAGUGGAGCAGCUGAUGCAAAACCAAGAAGAUGCUAAUGGCUGUAUAAAUUAUGAAGCUUUCGUAAAGUACAUCAUGGCAUCAUAAAAUAGCCCUUUGAGCCUUAAUGUGAUUUUGGUGCUACAUCUGAAGAUACAUAAAAAGCCAAUUGGAAUAAGAAAAAAAGUCAUUUUCUUCACUGCUAAGCAAGGAUUUUGUCAAAGGAAUCUACAUGUCUGUCAAAUCCACUUUGAACAAUUUUCAUUUGCAUGUGUUAUGAAAGACAAAUUCAUAAAUGCUUUAUCUCAUUUUCUAAGUCUCAUCAGGCUGAUGUGGUGCCUCUCUGUACAUUUGUCAGAUCAUGGUGCAUAAAUAUAUUUGUUUCAUUGUGUUAUGUGUUUCAGAAGAAUCCUUUGCAGCUUUUUGCACUGUUUUGACAGGACAGGCUAUUGCUUUUAAAAAUGAGAAAUAUUAAAAGAUUACCCAAAAAACUGCUUAUAUGUUAGGAUUUCUUAAGUGUCACAGGGAAAUUAAUUAUCCUAAAAUUAGUUAAUUAAUGAAUGCCUGUACACAAAGUAAAAAUUACAAAUAGAAAUGUUCUUAGCAAAUCUGGUAUUACAUUAAAAAAUAUCAUCAUCA
Molecule: messenger RNA, 1174 nt
Organism: Xiphophorus couchianus (Monterrey platyfish)
Lineage: Eukaryota; Metazoa; Chordata; Actinopteri; Cyprinodontiformes; Poeciliidae
Gene: myl13
Product: myosin, light chain 13
Exons: 5
Coding region: 77-643 (188 amino acids)
Cellular component (GO): myosin II complex
Molecular function (GO): calcium ion binding
Source: RefSeq, a predicted model, not a curated record